AUGGUUUUGUACGAAUCUUACAUUGCCCUAAAUAAACACAUAAAAAAGGACGACGUGAAGAAUUUAAUGAAAAACUUCCACUUUAUAGUAAACAAAUACAAUGGCAAUAUAAUCAGUAUCAACGAUCUGGGUUGGAGAAAAUUCGCCUUCUGCAUUAAGAAGCCCAAGGUAGGAACAUUUCAUUUUGGUAGAUUUUACUGCAUUACAUUUUACUCCAACAGCAAAAGUAUAAAAGACCUAAACGAAUUUUUCCACAGCAACACGUUUAUUUUAAGAUUUUUAAACGUUAAAAUGAAGUACAGAUCAAAUUUUUUGGUUGCGCCGUUUUCGUACAUUAAUGGGUAG
This is a messenger RNA of Plasmodium coatneyi, 345 nucleotides long. RefSeq lists its product as uncharacterized. The transcript has a single exon. Gene Ontology annotation, molecular function: rRNA binding; structural constituent of ribosome. Gene Ontology annotation, cellular component: ribosome. Bases 1 to 345 code for a protein of 114 amino acids. The record is from RefSeq and is a predicted model, not a curated record. NCBI's taxonomy places the organism in Eukaryota, Apicomplexa, Aconoidasida, Haemosporida, Plasmodiidae. Gene Ontology annotation, biological process: translation.